This is a messenger RNA of Morone saxatilis (striped sea-bass), 5756 nucleotides long. RefSeq lists its product as uncharacterized. Gene Ontology annotation, cellular component: extracellular region; membrane. Gene Ontology annotation, biological process: lipid transport; lipoprotein metabolic process. Lineage: Eukaryota; Metazoa; Chordata; Actinopteri; Moronidae. Gene Ontology annotation, molecular function: lipid binding. The record is from RefSeq and is a predicted model, not a curated record.
UUACACAGGUGCGUCAAACUGGGAGAUAAUUAACGCUGUCAGUCGCGAGGACGCGUUUUAAUGCAAAAGUAACGUUACAUUCAUAUAUUCUUCCAUUAAUGUCACCCGUUAGAAAACAUUUUGAGUUUUAUUCACAGUAAAAUGCUAAACAAACUUCAUUGACCAUGAGGGAAGACACAACUAGGGGGAACGAGGUGGAGGCGGACGAGAGUGCAGCAGCAGACGUUGCAUCUGGGGAAAGACGACCUAGUCUUGUGAGGCUACAAAAUAUGUUGAAGAAGGUUUCCCAAAGCCCUUUCCAUAAUCAGUACAAGACUCUUGAAUCAUCAACCUCUGACUCUAGUGGAUCAGCUGCGAACGAGUCUCAAAACAAACAGGAUGGUGAGUUCCUUGUUGGUCUCUCAUCUGCUGCUACAGAUGUGACCGACAACCACCAGCUCCACUUAGGCCAGUUGGGGGAAAGGGCCUGGAACGGUGUAAAGACGGAGGAUAAUCAUCAUCUUCCUACUGUGGCAAAGAAUGGAGACAAUGGGGAUUUGACCAGAAUGAACCCUUUUUACACAUAUCAUUUGGAAUCGGGCAGCAAAAGUCCUGUAAUGGAGGACGAAGAGAGGAAAACCUCAGAAGCAAACCUCAAUACCAUCUUCAUCCCUCCGCCUGAUUUUCAGAGUUCACCUCUGGAUCUUCAAACUGAGAUUAAGACUGUGGAAAAUGGAGCCAACGUUUCUGAACCUCAAAAGGACCUGUUCCAGGCCCUUACCCCCAACUGUACGAAGGGCCAAUUCCAGGCAUCGGCAUCGGCCCAGAACUCACCUGCCAAUGGCCAUUUUCAUGACGUGACCCUGAACUCACCAGACUUAUUUAAUACACUUCCCACUCAAACCCAGAACCUCUCCAAAGCCUUGCAGUUAAAAAGCUCUGACCUGAUUAAAGAUGAAGGGGUCAGUCUUUUCCAGGCUGCUACAGGAGAAGAUUUGCUCCAUGCUGAGCGCACUAGGGAGGUGAACAUCUUUGAUAAAUCUCCCGGUGUUUUUGUAGACCCAUUCGAAUCUCCUUCAAACAAGGAGGAUGAUCUGUUCCGGUCUCCACGGCCUAUGGCAACGAACCCAUUUCAUACUGCCAAAACCAAUGAAGCAGAUUUGUUUCAAGCAGUUCCAACUAAUAGUGGGGGACUCUUCCAGACCAGGGAAAACAAACACGAUCCCUCUACCAUAGAAGACCAUUUUGGCAUGUCCUCUAAGGGAAAUCAGGACAAAUUUUCUUCUUCAUCCACAGCUACAUUCGACCCAUUCCCAAGUCCAAUUACAAAGGAUUUAUUUGAAGACAUUUCCAGUUUGGACGACCCAUUUGGUACUCCUCGCUCAAAACAAUACGACCCUUUCCAAGAUGUUUCAAAUGGGACUCCAGACAUCUUCCAACCGCUUCCCUCAAAGGCUAACAGCAGGAAUAUAUUUGAGAUGAACCCCAGUGAUACAGCCUCUAAGGCCACAUACUCUACACCUUCACUCAGCAGUCCGUCAGAAAUGAAGUUGGACAUGCUAUCGUCCUCACCAGAUCUCUUCAAGGCAAUGCCAACAGGAACUCCCCCAGCCAUCCAACCAAAGUCUUUUGACGGGCCACAUGAUAUUGUCUUGACGACUCCUCAGGGAACUAAACAUGAUAUUCUUCAGCCGUCUCCCUUCAGCCGGGCCAGUAACCUGUCCAUGCACUCAAGCCGGUCUCCAGCUGAAAUGUCUCAUGUAACGACCUUCAAACGUCCCCCAAAGCCUCUUCCCCGAACGAGACCACCAAGAAAAGAUAACCCACCCAGGCCAGAAAAGCCUCCAAGGCCAGAAAAGCCUCCAAAACCAGAAAAGCCACCUAUACCAGCAAACCCUAUUGAAACUGAACCACCUGUGCCAAAAACGUCUCCAAAACCAGUUAUUCACGGCAAACCAAAAACCGAGGCAAGUAAACCGAUGGACCAGGAGAACUAUGUCGUAUUUGAGGACAUCCUCCUUAUUGGACAGGAAAGGUGUGUUGAAGAUUGGCCUGAAGACAGCCCUGAGCUAAACCCCGACUUCAAACCAUCAGGAACAUUGAGACUACGGCGAGAAUCAUUGAAAACAAAGGCGGACUCCGAUGGAGGAAGUGGCGAGGAUCAGGACGGCUCUGGGGGUCAAAGCAAGAAAAAGGACAGAAAGUUCAGUAUGUCCCUACUUUCCAGAAGAUCGUCAAAGGAUAAGUUAUCUGAUGACACAAAGGAGGGGAGGAGCAGGACACUACCCACCCCACGUAAAUCAUCAAAGGAAUAUCUUUCAGAUCUACACACGUCUGCAGGAGAGAAUGAAGAUGGGGAGCACUAUGGGAUGGAAUACAAACAGAAGAAACAUCUAAAGACCAAAGUCAACCGGCUGCUUAGAAGAGCAUCCACUACUUCCUCUGUGCCCGAGGGAAAGCACAGGAACGGACAUUUACAAGAAUCCAGGGAGGAUGGUAACAAUAAGAAAGGCGUUGGAAAGAAAAACUCCAUACGCAGGUGGUCAGAGGGGACAGUUUUGGAUGACAGCACUGGUGAGGAGGAGGAGGGAGGGGAAGCCCAGCACGGAGAGGUUGACGACCAUGGAUUUAAGAGAAAAAAGAAAUUGAGAGUCAAGUUUGUGCCACACAGAGGAUUUGCCAUUGUCAAGACUGCUGAUGAGCUGAAGGGCGCACACGGGUACACACCUCGCAAAGGCUCAAAGGAGAAAUCACAUGAGGAAGUUUUAGGUGCACAUGGCUACACACCUCGUAAGACGUCCCAGGAUGAAUUACAUCAUGCUUUUGAGGAUGUAGAGGAGCUGAAAGCCCAACGUCUUCGGGCAACAAGCAAGGCCGCUUUCAUGGAUGAUGAGCACUUACAGAAAAGCCUCCAUAUGUCUGCUGGAUUUAAUGGAGAUGAAGAUUCAUAUGGAAUGGAAGACUGCAAACCUAAGAAAUCAACAAAGAUGAAACUACUGCACAUGGGUCGUCGGAGCUCUAAGGAGGACAUGCUGGAUGACGGUCUUCAGAAAAAGAAGAGCAGCUUCUCAGCAGAGGAGUUAGACGAUGACGAGCUGAACGGGAUGGAAGAUUGCAAACCGAAAAAAUCCACACGAAAAGGCUUCCCUGUUCCCGUCCCACGCAAAUCUAAGACUGAACCAGCUGGAUUCAGCCACCACAUGACUCAGCAAGCAUUCAGUGAUGCCUUUGCUGAGGAUGACACUCAAACAGGAAAAGAUUUCAUGAGUCAUGGAGAGAUGUCUGACAGCGAACAAGAUGAACUGGAAACUUGCAAACCGAAGAAGUCAUCUAAACUUAAAGGUCUCAGAAAACACAAGGCUAAGAGCAAAGCCAUGCAUCCAGAGUAUGAGGAUCCACCAGGAGCUACGUCUAGUGACUACCUGUCAGAGGCCGCUAAGGCAGAGUGGCUGGCUGCUCAAGUGGAUGAGCAAGCUAUAGCAGGAAUGGAGGAUGAGGACGAGGAAGGGGACACUGACAGUUUGAUGGAGUGGUGGCACACGGUGGAACAAUGGGAUGAGGUGCCAUCAGAUGAUGACAAAGUCUUAAAAGAGGAUGAGUCCAGGUCCUUCACCAACUUGGCGAACAAGGUUCAUCGCGGCCUGCGCGUCUUCAACAAGGUCUUCACAGAGCGAGCUGAGGUCCUCUGGCAUUCCGUCAUCAUGCUCCACGCCAUCGCAGACGACAUCAGCCGUUUCCACCACAAGGCCAAGAUCGCCGGCAUCACCGGUGGCACCACCACAGCUGUGGGCGGCGUGACGGCCAUCGCCGGCUUGGCUUUGGCCCCCUUUACCUUUGGCGCCUCUCUCGUAAUCACCGCUGUUGGUGUGGGCGUGGCAACGGCCGGCGGAAUCGCUUCAGCCUCUGCGGCCAUCUCGGAUAACGUUAACAACAUGCAAGACCGGAAGAAGGUGGAGGCAGUACUGCAGGAGUAUGAAGCUCACCUGCUGCACAUUGGAAAGAUCCUCCACUUUAUCAAUCAGGGCCUGUACAAACUCCGGGGCCAUCCCUUCCUCAGGUCCGGCACCCAGCACUACUCGCAGGACUGGGAGAUCCGCAGGGCCGUCCAGAUGAUCAGCUUAGUGGACACGCCGGUGAUGCGGGCGACAGAGAUAACGGACGCGGCUGUUGCCUCGGUCCAAGGACUCUUCAAAGGCAUGGACAAGUACUUCAUCAAGGACUCCCGAGAGCUGAAGAAAGGCUGCAAGAAGGAGGUGGUGGGUCAAAUAAAGGGGGUGGCAAAUGUGCUCAAUGAUGGGAUAGUGGAGCUCAACAGCAUCAGGGAGGAGCUCCAGGAUGCUACUGGAAACAUCUGAGGAACAGCAUGUGUGAUUGUUUCUCAAAGAACACCAUCGCCCUCUCCUGGCUAAACGAGGGAACUGUUGAUUUUGAAGGAAUUCAUGGGCCCAGCACAUCAGUACCAUGUGAUAUUAAGUUUCAGAUAUUUUUAACACAAGUUUUGUUAAACUAGCAGACUGUGGAUGUUUUAGAAGAAGUUUAUUUCUUAAUACAAUUUAUAUACAUAUAUCAACCACUGGGACUAAUAUGCGUCAUUAUUUUGGUUGGUGAUUUUCGGCAGACGAGGUGUUUUCAAAUUCUGGUUUACUUUUGAGGCUGUAAAUUAUUUUGUUGUAUUCGUUUGACAUUUGUAAACGAUUUCAUGUACACACGGGGACUGGUAAAAUAAUAGGGAAGUGGACACCGUUCUUUGUGCACUGUAUGUUAUCUGGGUAAAAGGAUUAAAUAGAAGGUGUAUCACAAUGUAGCUUUGUGGUCACAGAUGGCUUAAAAUGAAAUGGAAAUUAUAAACGGGUGCACUUUAAAAUACAGCAAGUAUUUUUAGUCUGGUUAUUAUGUUUUAUUAUAUAGUCAGCACAGCCUUACCUUGUUCAACCCCUGUAUCAGAUACCAGUUUAUAAUAGUAGUUCAUAAAGAGGAAACUGCAGACAAAAGAGGUACUUGCAUUGUCUUCUAGAGUUAGGUUUGAAUGUUAAAAUUGAUAUGUUGAAUUAAAGUUACUAUAUUCAUUUACCAACAGGAUUGUUUGUAAAUAUUAACUUUUCAUUUAAGUCAUCUUAUUAUCCUGUUUUAAAGUCUUCUUUAAAGAGAAAAUGUGACAAUGCUCCAUAUUCACAAUAAAAUGAAUGUUGUAUAUAGGGUAAUUUUUUUUCAUAUAUCGCUGCAUGGCAUUGCUUCAGAACACAAAUUCACUAAACAGCUGAGUAAUGAUUUUAUAUAAUUGAACUGUAGGUUGUGGUUUGCUGAUUCACAGCUUUUUGUUGCAGGUCUGUUGGUGUCGUUAAGUUAAGUAUGAAGCAUACAUGUAACUGUGUGAAAUGAUGGCACAUGUAUUACUGAAUGCCUGAAUGGCUUAGAAAAACAUCUUAUGCGUGUGUAUUUUGGCUACAGGAAGAAUCCAUGUUAUUGUUACCUCUAUUUUCUGUACAAAAAAAACUGAAGACAGUUUUGGUCCUACCAUGUGGCAUCCAUGUAAAUACUGUUAGGAUAUGCCUGAAUUAUUUUAACCUGUAUGUGCCUCUAUAAUAAUGUAUUUAACUGUCAAACUCAAAGCUAUUCAUAAGUGAAUAUGUUGUGAAUGCAGAACGAUCACUAUAUGUUUUAAUUGUGAAAUAUAGCGGCCACUUUUGGUGUUACUGGAUAAUCCUGAACAGAGUCUGUAAAGGUCUUAACAAUUUGAAUCCAACAUGUAAAUCUGUGAAUAAAGACUGUUUGCCAGU